This is a messenger RNA of Ceratitis capitata (Mediterranean fruit fly), 646 nucleotides long. Its product is annotated as mitochondrial import inner membrane translocase subunit TIM14. Gene Ontology annotation, biological process: protein import into mitochondrial matrix. Gene Ontology annotation, cellular component: PAM complex, Tim23 associated import motor. NCBI's taxonomy places the organism in Eukaryota, Metazoa, Arthropoda, Insecta, Diptera, Tephritidae. The transcript is spliced from 4 exons. The record is from RefSeq and is a predicted model, not a curated record. Gene Ontology annotation, molecular function: ATPase activator activity. The coding region runs from base 47 to 511 and encodes 154 amino acids.
GAUUAUAUUCGAAAUUCGUUUUGCAGAAGAUACCAAAUCAGAUACCAUGAAAAAGAAUGAGAUGACUAUAAAAGACAAAAAUGUGAAAACAACAUCGCAAUUUGUGAAACUACUAGAACUAAAUAACUUCAACCGGAAUCGUUCAUUACAUAAAAUGGCAAGUUCUUUAAUUGUCGCCGGCAUUGGCUUGGCUGCCGUGGGCUUCGCUGGAAAACAUCUCAUGCGUCGAAUGCCGGCCAUGGCCACUAAAUUAAAUGAGACCAUGAAAAAUUUACCAAAAUUUGAUGCAGAAUCUUUAGCAAACUCAAAAUACUACAAAGGUGGCUUUGACCCAAAAAUGAAUAAACGUGAAGCGUCGCUUAUCUUGGGUGUCAGUCCUAGUGCUUCUAAGCUAAAGAUAAAGGAUGCGCAUAAAAAGAUCAUGCUGCUUAAUCAUCCCGAUCGAGGGGGAUCUCCCUAUUUGGCAGCGAAAAUAAACGAAGCUAAAGAUUUUAUGGACAAUGGAAAAUAAUUAAAGUAAUUUGUGGUGUAGCAUAAAGUAGAAAUUAAAUAUUAGUAUCUAUAAUGAAAAAAUCCUAUUGUUUAAAAAUCCAAGAAGCGAUUGAUUUAUGUAAAAUAAAAAACAAAUCCCUAAUCGCAAUGAAAA